Messenger RNA from Styela clava, 1861 nucleotides. NCBI's taxonomy places the organism in Eukaryota, Metazoa, Chordata, Ascidiacea, Stolidobranchia, Styelidae. The record is from RefSeq and is a predicted model, not a curated record.
AUGUUGAGAAUUGUUGUUUUGGUUAUCUCAUUAUUUACUCUGGCAACUGAUGCCUUGCAACCAGCAGGAUGCGAAAAGAGAUUCCAGGAUUUUAGAGGAAAGGUCUCCACUUUUGAAUGCCCCGCUAAUUGUGACAUCGGAAAUGUGUAUGUUGUAGGUGGACCCACUGCUUUUCUACCGGAAUCUCUUGUUUGUGCUGCUGCGAUAUACACUGCUGCAGCUCCAGUUGCAGGAGGAGAAGUUGUUUUCCGAAAACUAACGUCGAACCCUGCUCCGACAAUGACGUCGGCGACAGCUAACGGGGUUACUACGAUAACCCCUGGCAGUGCACCAACAAUCACCACCGAAUUCUUUCAGUUUGAAACGACCAUUCCACUUGACUGUGCAGUUGCAGCAGAAGAUAUUGAUCAGGAAGUUUUUGUAUUUAACUGCCCAUCUGGAUGCGAAGGAUUCGGUCCAACUACAACUGACGUUGUUUAUGAUGAUACAGAAACAAUAUUUGCGGUUCAAUCUCUCAUUUGUGUGGCCGCAAUUUUUGACAGUAAAUUAUCAGCUGGAAGUGCCGGUGCCGUUGUUGUUCAGAAACAACAAGGAAUCAUAACAUAUGGCGACGCCACCGCCAGUAGCGGAAUUGACCCAGAGCCUUUAACUACGUAUGAAUCUGCGUUUACAUUUUCAACUACAAUACCUCCAGCUUGCUUACAAACCGUGUCAAGCCAAUCAGAUCCAAUCUUCUUAUUUACUUGCCCGACUGACUGCAGCCCGAACUUGGUUGAUAUCGUGGGAGACGGAAUCUACAAUGACGAAACACCAAUAUGCCUUGCAGCUAUUCAUGAUGGACAGAUAACCGCUGCUGGCGGAGGUGACGUAAUUGUGAAUAAACGACCAGGUCAGUCAGGAUUUAGUGGAAGCACACGUAAUGGUGUCACCAGUAUCAGUGGAGGACCAGACGAUGGUUUUGAUUUUUCCGACUGCAUCAACGGAUCUCCUACAAGUGGUCCCCCGGUAGCUUGUACUUGCGAUGCGACUUGGUUCGGAGAUGAGUGUAAUAUAAUGUGUGUUGAAGGAACUUACAAUGCAGCGAGUAAUCCGAUGUGUACCUGCAAUGCUGGAUGGGUUGGACCUAUGUGCAAUUUCCCAAUAUGCUAAGUUCUGCUGGAGAAGACCGAAGAAAUUAUAAUUAUUUGAUUCUGCUCAUAUAUACAUUAAUAUUACUUGUUUCGAAUCUACAAUAAGUUCAAAUUGAAAUAUUCUUGUAAUAUUAGCGAGAACGUAGAUUGAGAAAGUAAUUUUGAUCCCACAUAUAAACAUAUUUACAUAUAUAUAUUUAUAUAUAUUUCUACCACCAGACACGAUCUUACAAAGCGAUGAUUGUAAUCUGGCGUAGUCUAGUUGUUUAUCUGUUAUCGGGCACCUGAAGUUCUUUAGUAGAUUGCCGUAUUCUCACUCACUCACACAUUUGUGCUAAUAUUCUAAUAGGGAGAAACUGUUUUCAUGAUAUUUAUGGGCACCGAUUCGAAUAUCAUGAAUAUUAAUUUAGACUACAUGCAUUCGUUGUUUUUUUAUUAUUAUCUAUGUGAUUCGCCGAAGUUCUGGCAUAAUAGAAGGUGGAAAAUAGUAGCUUUGAUACAAGCUGUACCAUACGCAGUAAAAUAAAUACAGUACCUUUGUAAAUCUAAAAUAAAAUCGCUGGAGAAGUUAUGCGUUUAAGGAUAUACCAAAUCAUGCGUUCACCUAUGCUCUAUUUCAAGAAUAAAUCUAAGCCUAUACGUUACUAAUACCGGAUUUUGCUAUUCCUAUAUAUAUAUAUAAAUAUCAUGCUAUUCUAAAAAUAUUAUUUUUUUGAUCUUAUUACCCUGUA